AUGGCAGCGAGUGCGACGACAGGGGUGAUGAACCCUCUCCUUGGCAAGCUCACCAAGCUGCUCGGCGAAGAGUACAGGAGGCUCACCGGUGUGAGGAAGCAGGCAUCCUUCCUCCAGGAUGAGCUAAGCGCCAUGAAAGCUCUUCUUGACAGGAUGGAGCUUAUGGAUAAGCUCAAUCCCUCGGCCAAGAACUGGAGGGACCAUGUUAGGGAGAUGUCCUAUGAUAUGGAGAAUUGCAUCGAUGACUUCAUGCAUGAUACUGAAGACGCCUAUGAAAAGAAAGGCUUCAUCAGAAAGAUGGCUCAGCGUCUCAGAAGGUUGGGGAGGCGUCAUCAGAUCGCAAGCAGGAUCAAGGAGCUCAAGGUUCUUGUGGUGGAGGUGAAUGCUCGACGUGAGAGGUACAGGAUUGAUGAGUUCAUCAACUCGAGUCCUAGCAUCGUGGUUACGGAUCCCCGUAUUUCAAUGAUCUACAGGGAGAGAGAAGGCAUCAUUGGUAUUGAUGGCUCGAAAGAAGAGCUUGUUGGCUUGUUGAUGGAUUCUAAGAAGAAACUCAAAGUGGUUUCCAUCAUGGGGUUCGGAGGUUUGGGUAAAACUACGCUUGCCAAGCAAGUGUAUGAUGAGAUUGGAGGACAGUUUAACUGCAAGGCAUUUGUUCCAGUCUCUCAAAGACCUGAUGUUAAAAGUCUUCUGACUGGCCUACAAUUAAAGCUUGGGAUGGAGGAUUCUUCUCAUGCUCAAGAGUUGCAAGACAUCAUUGACCGCCUAAGAGAAUACCUAAAACAUAAGAGGUACUUAGUUUUAGUUGAUGACUUGUGGGAUGAACCAACAUGGAAUAUUAUUAGUUGUGCCUUUCCAGAACAUGGUAAUGGAAGCAAAGUAAUGGUAACCACACGAUUAGAUGACAUAGCUCUCUGGGCGUGUCAGAAUGAUCGUGCGUGCAUUUACAAAAUGAAGCCACUCAAAGAACAAGACUCAAGACAUUUAUUUUUUAAUAGAGUAUUUGGAUCCAAAAAUGACUGUCCAGAACAUUUUAAAGAAAUUUCAGCUCGAAUUCUCAGGAAGUGUGGCAGAUUGCCACUUGCAAUUAUCACCAUAGCUAGCAUCUUAGCUAGCCAAGAAGCAAGAUCACCGAAUGAAUGGGAGAGUAUAGUGAGUUCCCUUGGUGCCAAGAUUUCUACAAAAUCCACCUUCGAAGAGAUGAGGGGUAUACUGAACCUUAGUUACAUCCAUCUUCCUGCUCAUCUUCGUCCAUGUUUUUUGUACCUUGGCAUGUACAUGGAAGACCGUGAGAUCAUGAGGGAUGACCUGGUUCGACAGUGGAUAGCCGAAGGCUUUGUGUGUAAUUUGCACGGAGUAGCUUUGGAUGAUGUUGCAUUAAGUUAUUUCAAUGAGCUUAUCAAUAGAAGUCUGAUUCAGCCCAAAGAGACAUUUGGUGGGGAGGUAAUUUCCUGUAGAGUACACGAUAUGAUGCUUGAUUUUAUCCUCAGCAAAAGUGCAAAAGAUAAUUUUAUCAGUGUAACAUAUAACUAUGAAGACAUGGCAAGAUUGCACAGUUGCGAGUACAAGGUUCGUCGAUUAUCUCUGAAAUAA
Triticum turgidum subsp. durum (durum wheat) is the source of this 1590-nucleotide messenger RNA. The record is from the annotation of a GenBank genome assembly. Lineage: Eukaryota; Viridiplantae; Streptophyta; Magnoliopsida; Poales; Poaceae.